AUCGUGUCGCUGAACAAGUGGGGCCAGUACGCCAGCGACGUGCAGCUGAUCCUGCGCCGCACCGGGCCCUCGCUGAGCGAGAGGCCGACCUCCGACAGCGUGGCUCGCAUCCCGGAGAGGACUCUGUACCGGCAAAGCUUACCGCCCCUCGCCAAGCUGCGGGCUCCCAGCGACAAAUCCAUGAAGAGGAGGGAGCCGAAAAGGAAAUCCCUCACCUUCACCGGAGGGGCCAAAGGGUUGAUGGACAUCUUUGGGAAAAGCAAGGAGUCCGAGUUCAAGCAAAAGGUGCUCAACAACUGUAAAACGACGGCGGAUGAGUUGAAGAAAUUGAUCCACCUCCAGACGGAGAAGCUUCAGUGCAUCGAGAAACAGCUGGAGUCGAACGAAGCCGAGAUCCGCUACUGGGAACAAAAGUAUAACUCCAGCCUGGAAGAAGAAAUCCUCAAGCUAGAGCAGAAGAUCAAAAGGAACGAAGUGGAGAUUGAAGAAGAGGAGUUCUGGGAAAACGAGCUGCAGAUCGAACAGGAGAAUGAAAAACAGCUGAAGGAGCAGCUGCAGGAGAUGAGGCAGAGGAUCCUGGAGUGCGAGAGCAAGCUGAAGGACUACAUGUCUCAGAUCCACAACAUGGAAAGUGGCCUUGAAGCAGAGAAGUUGCAGCGGGAAGUUCAAGAGUCCCAAGUGAACGAAGAAGAGGUCAAGGAAAAGAUCGAGAAGGUGAAGGGUGAAAUUGAUAUUCAGGGCCAGCACAGUCUGAGAUUGGAAAAUGGCAUUAAAGCUGUAGAAAGGUCUUUAGGCCAAGCUACCAAAAGGUUACAGGUAAGAAAGUCCUUUUUAUCCAUAGCAAAGAAAAGCCAAAGACUUGACUGUAACAAAUUUCUCUUGCACAGAUUUGGAGCCCAUGAAAGAAAACACGAGAAAGUUUCUGCAGUGAAUUUGG
Molecule: messenger RNA, 937 nt
Organism: Tauraco erythrolophus (red-crested turaco)
Lineage: Eukaryota; Metazoa; Chordata; Aves; Musophagiformes; Musophagidae
Source: RefSeq, a predicted model, not a curated record